AUGGCGGCGAAAUUGGUGGAUAUGGGAGCCGGAGAGAACGUUCAACGAGCCAAUGAGCCACAGCUGCGCCGAGGCCUUUGGGCAUUCCGCGAGUCUACCGCACGUUCUCAAAGGUAUAAAAGCUGGACCGACCUGAGCUCAGGCUCUUCAGCACCAAGCUUCCAAACGCACUACUACCAAACAAGUUACCAGUUCUUCUCACUUCUUCGCACCAUUAUCAAGAUGUUCGCUCGUCUCUCCUCCGCUCUCGUCGCUUUCACCCUCGCUGCCUCCGCCAUGGCCGCUCCCACCAGCGGCGUCGUUGCCCAGUGCAAUGGAGGUGUCGUCCAAUGCUGCAACGAGAUGCAGAGCAGCACCUCCUUGGAGGCCCCCAUCGCUGGCCUCCUCUCCCUCUUGGGUAUCGACCUCAGCGGCUUGACCGGUCAAGUUGGUCUCACUUGCACCGACGUUACCGUCAUCGGUGUUGGAGGUGGUAGCUCCUGCAACAACCAACAAGUCUGCUGCAACAACAACAAUUUCAAUGGUGUCCUUGCCUUGGGCUGCACCCCCAUCAACGUCUCUAUCUAGAUACCCCGCUCUGCGUGACUGUCACCCUGUGUACACUCUUCGCUCGUUGUUUCAGUCGCAUGUUGUUAUUCGUAGUUUUUUGGACAGUCUAAUGACAUCGGACACUCGUGCUUGUUGUUGAUUCUU
Messenger RNA from Coprinopsis cinerea okayama7#130, 693 nucleotides. RefSeq lists its product as hypothetical. Gene Ontology annotation, molecular function: structural constituent of cell wall. Lineage: Eukaryota; Fungi; Basidiomycota; Agaricomycetes; Agaricales; Psathyrellaceae. The transcript is spliced from 4 exons. Gene Ontology annotation, cellular component: fungal-type cell wall. The record is from RefSeq and is a predicted model, not a curated record. Bases 1 to 567 code for a protein of 188 amino acids.